This is a messenger RNA of Oncorhynchus keta (chum salmon), 5084 nucleotides long. RefSeq names its product solute carrier family 25 member 34 (gene slc25a34). The record is from RefSeq and is a predicted model, not a curated record. The transcript is spliced from 7 exons. Lineage: Eukaryota; Metazoa; Chordata; Actinopteri; Salmoniformes; Salmonidae. Bases 878 to 1939 code for a protein of 353 amino acids.
ACUGCUGGGGACAAAUGUUUACUAAUGCUGUCUGGCUGUGCAGGGAGGGGAAGCAGAGAGGAAAAGACCACAACACACAACAAGACAACCAGUAAUCCGGGUCAACAGCAUCAAUGUAUGACUUUACGUCCGUCCCCUCGCCCAUACCCGGGCGCGAACCAGGGACCCUCUGCACACAUCGACAACAGCCACCCUCGAAGCAUCGUUACCCAUCGCUCCACAAAAGCCUCGGCUCUUGCAGAGCAAGGGGAACUACUACUUCAAGAAUCCUGCAGGCUCUCGGGUUGGGCUAGAUCUCUUGGCUGGACUUCCUCAGUGAUAAUUUCACAUUUCGACACGUUAGCUCAGUGAACAAAAUACAACUCUUUAACCCAACUCGUGAUUUGCUUUCAAGAACAUUGAGGACCUCAACCUGUAGCUACUUAUGAAGAGACUGGCAUAAGACAUCUCAGGACAACAUCCCAGAAACACUGAGCACCAAUGUCAGAGGAGCACUGUGACAGGAGCACAGGUCAUGUGACAUCAUAGCAGCAUAACAGCAUAGCAGGAAGUAGUCGCUGAAUUCUUAUCGUACCACUCUGUACAGUCAGCUGUACAGGUUUAUAUUUCAGUCAUUUAGCAGACACUCUUAGGGUUAAGAGCCUUGCCCAGGGGCACAUUGACCGAUUUUUCAACUAUUCGACAAACCCAACACUCUUAACCGCAAGGCUACCUGCCACACAGUUCUGACCUCACCGUUUCCUACCACGCUUUCGUGAUCACAUGCACCAUACCCACACUCCGUCACACACCAUACCCUCUCACCCACCUGGGAGCCCUUCCAUAGCCUGGGUAGACUCAUCACCAAGGGCACCAUUGGACACUGCACCCUUCAGAAAUGACCGGUACCCAGCUAAUGAACUAUCCCACCACAAACUCUCCAUUCAGCUCUCCCAGCUCCAACUCCAUUCUGCUCCAAUCAGCUGCCAUGACAUCCCCAGUCCCCCCUUUUUCCCGGGCCACCUCAGUCCCCUCGCCUCAACUGCCUCUGGCCCUGUGGCCCCCGCUGGACUUUGCCUUAGGAGCGUUGUCAUGCUGCGGGGCCUGUGUGUUCACUAACCCCCUGGAGGUGGUAAAGACACGGUUGCAGCUGCAGGGAGAGCUGCGGGCGCGGGGGUCCUACCGGCAGCACUACCGCGGGGUGCUGCAGGCCCUGUGGGUGGUGGGGAGGACGGAUGGGCUCCGCGGGCUUCAGAAGGGGCUCUCGGCUGGGCUGAUGUACCAGGGUCUGAUGAACGGCGUGAGGCUGGGCUUCUACUCCUACUGUGACACCGUGGGGUUCACUGCAGCCCCUGGAGGGAGUCUGAUGUCAGGGGCCGUGGCCGGGGCUCUGGGGGCCUUCAUUGCCUCUCCUGCCUAUCUGGUGAAGACACAUCUGCAGGCCCAGACAGUCGAGGCCAUCGCAGUUGGUCACCAGCACAACCAUCAGGGUGUGUCGAGUGCCUUCGCCAAUAUCUACCGGCGGGAGGGCGUGGUGGGGCUGUGGAGGGGUGUGAACGGGGCUGUGCCUCGAGUGAUGGUGGGAUCAGCCGCCCAACUGGCCACCUUCAGCUCCGCUAAGGAAUGGGUGGCACGCCUACAGUGGUACAGUCCAAACAGCUGGCUGGUUGCCUUGACAGCUGCCUGUAUCAGUGGAGUCGCCGUGACGAUCACCAUGACGCCGUUUGACGUCAUCAGCACACGCCUCUACAACCAGCCAGUGGAUGAGCGUCAUAGGGGUCGUCUGUACCUGGGCUUCUCAGACUGUCUGGUGAAGGUGUGCCGGACAGAGGGUUUUCUGGGGCUGUAUAAAGGUAUGGGCCCUGUGUUCUUCCGCCUGUGCCCUCACACCGUUCUUAGCAUGCUCUUCUGGGACCUGAUGAGACAACGGGCCUUUCAGGACGUUCAGAACGAGAGCUGAAGAGAAGAGGAUAUUCAGCAAUCUUGGAGGACAAUGGAAGUUGAUUUAAAAAAUAAAACAUGUUUUGGCCUGCUGUCUUCAUCAGAGCCGGAGCUAAGAAAGAAGGCCUCAUAUGGUGGACAGAGUUGAAUGAAUGACUGGUCCGUUGGUAGAGACGAGCAGUAGACAAUCUUUGUGAUGCCAGUGUGGAAAGUUGGUUGAGAGAAGGAGAGACGAGGAGGAGGAGACGCUCUCAAUUCCACAGAAUAGACUUGCACUCCCUCACUGGUUAACUGGAAGGAUACAUAAUGGCUUGAUAUACACUGAGUGUACAAAACAUUAUUGAGUUGCACCCCCUUUUGCCCUCAAAACAGCCUCAAUUCAUCUGGGCAUGGACUCCACAAGGUGUUGAAAAUGUUCCACCGGGAUGCUGGUCCAUGUUGACACCAAUGCUUCCCACAGUUGGGCACCCACAGGCUGGAUGCCCUUUAGGUGGUAGACCAUUCUUGAUACACAUUGGAAACUGUUGAGCAUGAAAAACCCAGCAGUGAUGGAGUUCUUGACACACUCUCAAACCGGUACGCCUGGCACCUACUACCAAUCCCCAGUCAAAGGCAUUUAAAUGUUUAUCUUGUCCAAUUACCCUCUGAAUGGCAUACAGUGCUUUGUAAAAUAAUUCAACCCCUUGGAGUUUUUCCUAUUUUGUUGCAUUACAACCUGUAAUUUAAAUAUAUUUUUAUUUGGAUUUCAUGUAAUGGACAUACACAAAAUAGUUCAAAUUGGUGAAGUGAAAAAAUAACUUGUUUCAAUAAAUACAUUUAAAUUAAAAAUGUAAAGUGGUGCGUGCAUAUGUAUUCACCCCCUUCGCUAUGAAGCCCCAAAAUAAGAUCUGGUGCAACCAAUUACCUUCAGAAGUAACAUAAUUGGUUAAAUAACGCCCACCUGUGUGCAAUCUAAGUGUCACAUGAUCUGUCACAUGCGCUCAGUAUAUAUACACCUGUUCUGACAGGCCCCAGAGUCUGCAACACCACUAAGCAAGGGGCACCACCACGCAAGUGGCACUAUGAAGACUAAGGAGCUCUCCAAACAGGUCAGGGACAAAGUUGUGGAGAAGUACAGAUCAGGGUUGGGUUAUAAAAAAAUAUCAGAAACUUUGAACAUCCCACAGAGCACCAUUUAAAUCCAUUAUUAAAAUAUGGAAAGAAUAUGGCACCACAACAAACCUGCCAAGAGAGGACUGCCCACCAAAACUCAUGGACCAGGCAAGGAGGGCAUUAAUCAGAGAGGCAACAAAGAGACCAAAGAUAAACCUGAAGGAGCUACAAAGCUCCACAGCGGAGAUUGGAGUAUCUGUCCAUAGGACCACUUUAAGCCGUGCACUCCACAGAGCUGGACUAGAACAAAAAUAAGCAAACACGUUUGGUGUUCGCCAAAAGGCAUGUGGGAGACUCCCCAAACGUAUGGAAGAAGGUACUCUGGUCAGAUGAGACUCAAAUUUAGCUUUUUGGCCAUCAAGGAAAACGCUAUGUCUGGCACAAACUCAACACAUAAUCACACCGAGAACACCAUCCCCACAGUGAAGCAUGGUGGUGGCAGCAUCAUGCUGUGGGGAUGUUUUUCAUUGUCAGGGACUGGGAAACUGGUCAGAAUUGAAGGAAUGAUGGAUGGCGCUAAAUACAGGGAAAUUCUUGAGGGAAACCUGUUUGUCUUCCAGAGAUUUGAGACUGGGACGGAGGUUCGCCUUCCAGCAGGACAAUGACCAUAAGCAUACUGUUAAAGCAACACUCGAGUGGUUUAAGGGGAAACAUUUAAAUGUCUUGUAAUGGCCUAGUCAAAGCCCAGGCCUCAAUCCAAUUCAGAAUCUGUGGUAUGACUUAAAGAUUGCUGUACACCAGCGGAACCCAUCCAACUAUAAGGGCACAAGGCGAGACCCAGAUGCAGACACAGGAGGCAGAUGGUUAGAUUCCAAGCUAAUUAAUAACAAUCCAAAAGGGCUAGCCAAGAGAAUGGUCAUGGAUAGGCAAAAGGUCAAAACCAGUUCAGAGUUCCAGAGGUACAGAAUGGCAGGCAGGCUCGAGGUCAGGGAAGGCAGACUGGUUAGGCAGGCAGGAAUGGAGUCCAGAAAAACAGGCAAAGGUCAAAACCGGGAGGACGAGUAAAAGAUAAUAGAAAAGCAGGCGCAAGGGAAAAACAUGCUGUUUGACUUGAACAUACAAGACAAACUGGCACAGAGAAACAGGAAACACACAGAUAAAUGAACCAGGGAAAAUAUGCGACACCUGGAGGGGGUGGAGACAAUCACAACUUGUGACACCAACUUGAAGGAGGUGGAGCAGUUUUGUCUUGAAGAAAAAAUCCCAGUGGCUAAAUGUGCCAAGCUUAUAGAGACAUACCCCAAGAGACUUGCAGCUGUAAUUGCUGCAAAAGGUGGCUCUUCAAAGUAUUGACUUUGAGGGGGUGAAUAGUUAUGCACGCUCAAGUUUUCCAUUUUUUUGUCUUAUUUCCUGAUUGUUCACAAUAAAAAAAUAUUUUGCAUCUUCAAAGUGGUAGUAGGCAUGUUGUGUAAAUCAAAUGAUACAAACCCCACAAAAAUCUAUUUUAAUUCCAGGUUGUAAGGCAACAAAAUAGGAAAAAUGCCAAGGGGGGUGAAUACUUUCGUACAUGCACAAUCUAUGUCUCACUUGUCUCAAGGCUUUAAAAUCCUUAUUUAUUAACCUGUCUCCUCCCCUUCAUCUAGACUGAUUGAAAUUGAUUUAACAAGUAACAUCAAAAAGGGAUCAUAGCUUUCCCCUGGAUUCACCUGGUCAGUCUAUGUCAUGGAAAAAGCAUGAAAUGUUCCUAAUGUUUUGUACAUUCAGUGUAUUUUACUUGACUUGAAAAACUUGAUCUAUCGCAGCUUGAUUUUAUAGACAUUGUUGGACAAUGAUGUUGAAGGUUGAUAUGUAAGAUGAGGCUCACUCCAUGACUAAGCCUUAAGGUCAAAAGUCAAACUGUGCACAAGAAGGCCCAUUCUUGAUUAAACAAGAUUAAGUUUGGUCAGAUCACCAAGUCCAUGUAAUAUGUGUUUUUAGUCUGGGUUAGUGACCUGGAUAAUAUUGAGCCUACAGUUUUACUGAUAUGUUUGUCUUUUCCAUGCAAUGUGUGAAAAUAAAAAUGCCUUGACUUA